This is a messenger RNA of Letharia columbiana, 195 nucleotides long. RefSeq lists its product as uncharacterized. The coding region runs from base 1 to 195 and encodes 64 amino acids. The transcript has a single exon. Lineage: Eukaryota; Fungi; Ascomycota; Lecanoromycetes; Lecanorales; Parmeliaceae. The record is from RefSeq and is a predicted model, not a curated record.
AUGAUAGAAGACAAUCCAUCUCAUGCUGGUUGGAUAAUGUUCCCAGAGCGCAGUGCUGGACCAGGGGCAGUUUCCGGCACGCUAUCCAACGGACGAACAAGACACGCCGACACUAAGGGCAUGUGUACCGCCGCUCACCAUCUAGUCUGGCUAAGUCUGCGCAACCAAGGCGUAUGCUGCGUCGGAAACUUCUGA